This is a messenger RNA of Bombyx mandarina (wild silkworm), 782 nucleotides long. RefSeq lists its product as uncharacterized. Gene Ontology annotation, molecular function: protein binding. Gene Ontology annotation, cellular component: cytoplasm. The record is from RefSeq and is a predicted model, not a curated record. NCBI's taxonomy places the organism in Eukaryota, Metazoa, Arthropoda, Insecta, Lepidoptera, Bombycidae. Gene Ontology annotation, biological process: innate immune response.
ACAUAAACAAUAAUUUUACAAUUUAAACAAGAGUUCAUAACUUCGUUGGUAGAUAGAAACAUUAGAAACCAAACUUUAUUUUUGAAACACCGACAAUGUCAAUUGGAAGCAUCUAUGAAAAAGCUUACAAAGGAGACUUUAAUCAAGUCAAAGUAAAAGUUGAUGAGGAUGUUUCUUUAUUGAAUAAUUCUGAUUCUAACAAUCGCUUAUUGAUUCACUGGGCAGCUUUGGGAGGAAAUAAACAUUUAGUAGAUUUUUUAUUGGAAUCUGGAUCUUGUCUUGACCCAGUAGAUGAUACAAACUCUACACCACUAAUUCUAGCAGCUUCAGCUGGUCGUUUAGAUGUAGUUAAAUUGUUAAUAAGUAAAGGAUCUAAUGUUAAUCACAAAACCAACCGAGGACAAACAUCCCUCCAUUAUGCUUGCUCGAAGGGACACAAAGAGGUGGUCAACUUGCUCUUGGAUGCUGAUGCACAUAUAAAUAGUGCAGACAUACUUGGUGCAACACCACUUCACAGAGCUGCUGCCCAAGGAAGGAACAAUAUUCUUGAAGUUCUGUUAUCUUCACCUAAUAUCAAACUCAACCUACAAGAUUCAACUGGGUCAACACCAUUGCAUCUUGCAUGUGAAGAAGACAGAGAAGCCGCAGCCACUAUGCUAGUCGAAAGUGGGGCUGAUCUGAAUAUAGAAAAUAAGGAAAAGAAGACCCCACUAGAUUUGUGUUCUGUCAAACUUAAGACAAAUCUAUCUAAAAUAAAAAAAUAAAGUGUGUGUCAAUAAAAA